Molecule: messenger RNA, 2406 nt
Organism: Hypanus sabinus (Atlantic stingray)
Lineage: Eukaryota; Metazoa; Chordata; Chondrichthyes; Myliobatiformes; Dasyatidae
Product: zinc finger protein 229-like
Exons: 1
Coding region: 212-1594 (460 amino acids)
Biological process (GO): regulation of transcription by RNA polymerase II
Molecular function (GO): RNA polymerase II cis-regulatory region sequence-specific DNA binding; DNA-binding transcription factor activity
Source: RefSeq, a predicted model, not a curated record
CAGACAGUGGGAAUAGAUUCAGUUGGACAUUUCAACUGAAGGGACAUCAGCAAGUUUAUACUGGGGCAAGGCCAUUCACCUGUUCUGUGUGUGAGAAGGGGUUCAGUCGGUCUUCCCACCAGUGGACACACCAAUUAGUUCACACCACACCGGGCAGAGGCUGGUCAACUGCUGAAUUUCUGGGAAAGGAUUCACUCAGUCAUCUGACCUAAUGGCUCGCCAGCGAGUUCACACCGCGGAGAGUCCGUUCACCUGCUCAGACUGUGGGAAGGGAUUCACUCGGUCAUCUAACCUGAAGAAACAUCAGCGAGUUCACACUGGAGAGAGGCCAUACACCUGCUCAGAAUUUGGGAAAGGAUUCACUUCCUCAGAUAAACUGAAGAUUCAUCAGCGGGUUCACACUGGGGAGAGGCCGUUCAUCUGCUCAAACUGUGGGAAGGGAUUCACUCAGUCAUCUAAACUGAAGGAACAUCAGCGAGUUCACACUGGGGAGAAGCUGUUCAUCUGCUCAGACUGUGGGAAGGGAUUCACUCGGUCAUCCAACCUGCUGGCACACAAGUCAGUUCACACUGGGGAGAGGCCUUUCACCUGUUCAGACUGUGGGAAGGGAUUCUCUUUGUCAUCUUUGUCAUCCCAACUGAAGGGGCAUCACCGAGCUCACACUGGGGUUUGGCCAUUCAUCUGCUCAGACUGUGGGAAAGGAUUCACUCAGUUAUCAAAACUGGAGGUACAUCAGCGAGUUCACACUGGAGAGAGGCCAUUCACCUGCUCAGACUGUGGGAGGGGAUUCACUCAGUCAUCUAUUCUGAAGUUUCAUCAGCGAGUUCACAUUGGGGAGCGGCCGUCCACCUGCUCAGACUGUGGGAGGGGAUUCACUUGCUUAUCUAAUCUGAAAGGACAUCAGAGAGUUCACACUGGUGAGAGGCCAUUCACAUGCUCAGACUGUGGGAAGGGAUUCAUUCUGUCACACGAACUACUGGUACACAAGUCAGUUUACACUGGGGAGUGGCCGUUCACUUGCUCAGACUGUGGUAAGGGAUUCUCUCAGUUAUCCCAACUGAAGGUAUAUCAGCGAGUUCACACUGGAGAGAGGCCAUUCACCUGCUCAAACUGUGGGAAAGGAUUCACUCAGUCAUCUAAGCUGAAGGAACACCAGCGAGUUCACACCGGAGAGAGGCCGUUCACCUGCUCAGACUGUGGUAAGGGAUUCACUUGCUCAUCUGAACUGAAGGUACAUCAGCGAGUUCACACUGGGGAGAGGCCAUUCACCUGCUUAGACUGUGGGAAGGGAUUCACUCAGUCAUCGCAUCUGAAGGUACACCAGCGAGUUCACACCGGAGAGAGGCCGUUCACUUGCUCAGACUGUGGGAAGGGAUUCACUCAGUCAUCUGAACUGAAGGUACAUCAGCGAGUUCACACUGGGGAGAGGCCGUUCAGCUGCUUAGACUGUGGGAAGGGAUUCACUCAGUCAUCGCAUCUGAAGGUACAUCAGCGAGUUCACACUGGAGAGAGGCCGUUCACCUGCUCAGACUGUGGGAAGGGAUUCACUCGGUCAUCUCAAUUACAGAGACACCAGCGAGUUCACACUGAGUAGAGGCCGAUCAACUGGUCAGUCUUUGGGAAAAGUUUCUCUCAGCCAAAUCAACCAAAAUGUGCAUCUUCGAGUUCACACUGCGGAGUGGCCGUUCACCUGCGGUGAAUGUGGGAAGUGAUUCACUAAGUAAUCUCACUUUAGCUAGCAGCUUGAUAUAGCUUAAUUUGCCCCGGGCCCCAGCCCGGCCAAACUUAAGAAAUGUCAUUUGGGUGGAUGCUGCGUGAUGUGUCACCUGUUAGAAAUCAGUACUGUACCCCGAAAUAACAAACGGUACACAAUAUGUGAUUAAACAAUUGAGAUAUAUAAUUCUUACUUUGACUAUAGGGUUAGUAAAGAAAACAAAAAAAAAGAAACAGAGCCCACUCUCUCCAUUCACGUCUUCUCAUCUCUCCCCAGCAAAAGACCAUGAAAAUCUCUCUUCCAGACUCACAAGAAGGAACAUUUCUCUCAUUGGACAGACCCACAAUCCAAAUCCCUGUUUGCUAUAGUCGUAACCUAAACAUUGUUAUACUUGUGACAGACUACCGGGUUCACACUGGGGAGAAAGUUUCAAUGAGCUGCAUGCUGGAUAUUUGUCCAUCACUGUUGCUGAAUGCAAUUUGGAGAGUGACUGUUGGUGCUGAACUCUGCAAUUAUUGCUGCUGCUCACCACACCCAGUUCUGCACCCUGAUCACUGGGCAUGGGAGGAAUUUCUUCUGCUGCACAUUCAUCUUUAAUGGGACUGGAGUUUAAUAUUCUGGUUCUGAGACAAAUAAAUCAGUUCUAUUUUAAACUCUGUCUCCGGUACGUAAUGAAUUUAUAACACACCUUG